Tilletiaria anomala UBC 951 is the source of this 1408-nucleotide messenger RNA. RefSeq names its product NAD(P)-binding protein. NCBI's taxonomy places the organism in Eukaryota, Fungi, Basidiomycota, Exobasidiomycetes, Georgefischeriales, Tilletiariaceae. The coding region runs from base 308 to 1348 and encodes 346 amino acids. The record is from RefSeq and is a predicted model, not a curated record. The transcript has 2 exons.
GGUCGGGGCACAGUUCACAGCGCCACACGAAUGAGGCGUUGUAGCAUGGUAAAGCCCGUCGUACGCUUUGGUGCCAACGAAAAUGCUGUUGCUUUUAUGAGCUGUCGUGUUCAUAUUGCACCUUUCCACACGCCAGCAUCAUGCACUGACAAGUUAUAAAUUCGCAGGUUGGGGUACCGUUCGCAGCUGUGAUUUGGACUUGUCGUUCAGCAACAAGUAUUCAAGCCUUCCAUGGAAGUGCUUUCAUCAACAGUCAGCUGGCCACAUCCAUACGGACAGCAACAUCAUCAACACAACAGCAACAGUCAUGUCUUCCCCGAAAACGCUUUUCCUUGUCGGCACUGGCUUCAUCGGCGGCUCGAUCCUCACGGCCCUGCUGCAAGAACGGAAGGAUCUUGAAGUCAGUGCGCUGACCAGGAACGAUGGCCAGGCUGCCAAGCUUAAGGAGCUUGGUGUCCAGCCCGUCAAGGGAUCGCUUGAUGACACGGAAACUAUCAAGGCUCAGGCAGCGAAGAGCGAUAUUAUCAUCCACGUCGCCACUGCUGAUCACAUCUCGUCUGCUAAGGCCAUUGCUGAAGGCAUCCGUUCCCGGACGAACAAAUCUCGCAAGACCAUCUACAUUCACACAUCGGGUACCGGCGUGCUCGUCGAUGACUCGAAUGGAAAGUAUGCAGCGGACCCAGCCACUUACACGUUCUACGACACGCGACCAGCGGAGAUCGACUCUAGGCUCAAGGACUCGGCUCCCCACAGAGAUGUCGACCUGACUCUGAAGCAGCUUCUCGCCAACGAAGAAGCUGAAAGGGAAUUCAAUGCGCGUGCGGCGAUCAUCACCCCUCCUUUAAUCUACGGCCUCGGAACUGGGCCAUUCAACAAGCAGUCGAUCCAAGUUCCUGCACACAUUCGCGCGGCUGUCAAGGCAGGCAAGGCUUUCGUUGUCGGGGGCGGCAAGGGCAUCUGGAACGCCAUCCACAUCCAGGACCUCGUCUCUGCGUAUCUCCUCCUCUUGUCGCACCUCGAACAGAGCCCGCCAGGCUCGCCAGGUGGCCCAUAUAUUUAUGCCGAGACGCAACUCUUCUCGUGGGGCGACCUAGCUCAGGUGGUGGCGCGCCGCUUGCAUGCUGUGGGCAAGCUUAGCAGCAAGAAAAUGCACACGGCCACUGAUGACGAGCUCAACAAGUUUUUCUUCGGAGUCGACGUCAGCUAUUCAGUCUUGGCGUGCAAUUCCAUCAGCAAGGCGGAAAAGCUACCGGCGCUUGGGUGGAAGCCGAACCCAAGCUUACCAUCAUUGUUGGAAAGUGUGGAGAAGCAAGAGGUGGACGAGCUGUUGAAGAGAGAGUUUGCAUAAACGUUGUACUAUCUUUUCAAUCUACAGAAAUCAAUUUGCGCCUGAGAAGCGCACUAACUU